Messenger RNA from Nomia melanderi (Alkali bee), 2200 nucleotides. Its product is annotated as secretin receptor. Gene Ontology annotation, cellular component: plasma membrane. Gene Ontology annotation, biological process: cell surface receptor signaling pathway; adenylate cyclase-modulating G protein-coupled receptor signaling pathway. The record is from RefSeq and is a predicted model, not a curated record. NCBI's taxonomy places the organism in Eukaryota, Metazoa, Arthropoda, Insecta, Hymenoptera, Halictidae. Gene Ontology annotation, molecular function: peptide hormone binding; G protein-coupled peptide receptor activity.
UGUCCGACUAAUGGCUGACUCUUUCCACUUGGAGUUUACCUGUUCUUCCCCACCGUAAUAGAAAGAAAACGGAGGGCGAGGCAAGAUUGUAAACAGGCGGACUGCCGUGGUGAGUCCGCUCGUGGCUCACUUCGAUCCCAGAUUUCAAGUACACCGCGUCGUCUUCUCGCGCUACCAGGAAUGUAACUUCGCUCCUUCCAUCGAAUCUCUGUUUCAAAUUUCACGAAAACAGAUUCAUGAUCAUCGAGCCUCUCAAAGAAAGAUGAACCAUUGACACUGAUUCGCGAACGGAAACGUUGAAUUUCCAUUUUCAUAAAAAUUCUCCACGACGUCGAGCGUUGCGAGGAUCGCGAUGACCAGUGUUCCAGCUGCGAUGGACAAAUUCAUCAGUGACCAGAGGCUGAAGUGCGAUCGGCUGUUGUCGGAGUACAACGAGACAUUGGUGAAUAGCACGCAAUAUCGCCACUGUCCUCCGUUCUUCGACGGUUUCCUGUGUUGGCCGUCCACGAAGGUCUUGACGACCGCGGUUCUCUCUUGUCCUCCGGAAACUGCCCUCGAUGAAGAAUCAAGGACCACCUUGGAAUCAAGCAAUCGAACGAUCGCCACCAAAUUCUGCCCACCGAGCAGCCAGUGGUACAAAGAUCCCGAGGGCAGCAACUACAGCCUUUGCGAAUCCUCUGACGUGUUUACUCACCAAUCGAUCUUGAAGAUCGCUGGUCGGAGAUUCGGGAUGACGAACUCGCACGAUUAUGAAAGCAUCGAAUCGUUUUUAUUGGACAAAUGGCUACCGAUCGUCAGGACCGUCUCGCAGAUCGGAUACGCGACCUCUUUCGCCAUGCUCGUCGUCGCGAUGAUCGUCUUUUCCCUGUUGAGGAAGCUCAGAAACCCGAGAAACAGACUGCACAUGCACCUGUUCUCCUCGUUCAUAAUGAGGGCAUUCAUGGCUCUGAUCAGGGACUGGAUCUUCGUCGACGGUGUGGGUCUCGCUGUGGACGUCGUCUACGUCGACGGGAAUAACGCGUUCAUCAAGCAACGAAACGUAGGUCAUGUGUGUCAGAGACGCUCUCCCAAACAAGAGAGAGCGAGGCCACGAAUUGUCAAUGACAUAACGCGGAACCGGAAUAAUCAGUUCCAGAUGUUGAUAUGCAAGGCGAUCACUAGCACGUGGCAGUACUUUAUCGUCGCCAAUUACUCGUGGAUAUUGAUGGAGGGAUUGUACCUCCAUAAUCUGGUUGUCUUGGCGUUUUGCGCUGACAGCGCAGCUAUCAAUUUGUACAUAUUGAUGGGCUGGGGGUUGCCCGUGUUCGUGGUGAUUCCGUGGAUAAUAAUCCGAGCCACGAUCGAGGACACGCUUUGCUGGACCACUCAUGGCAAUCCCUCUCUGUUCCUCCUCAUCAGAAUACCUAUAAUGAUUUCGAUCCUGUUCAACUUUCUGCUGUUCAUCAACAUUGUGCGCGUGUUGUUCAUCAAGUUCAAAACCUCGGUGCACCUGCAACGUAAAAAGAUGCAAUAUAGUAGGUGGGCUAAAUCCACGCUAGUCCUUGUGCCACUUUUCGGUGCCCACUACACUCUGUUCCUAGGCUUCUCUUACCACAAGGACCAUCGCGUGGAAUUGGUCUGGUUGUUCUGCGAUCAAUUCUUCGCCUCUUUUCAGGGUACCUUCGUUGCUUUGCUCUACUGUCUGUUGAACGCGGAAGUACGUUCCGAGAUUAAAUUGGCCUGGAGAGCCAGAUGGUCCAAGAAUGCUAUUUGCAAUUCCCUGUGCAAGGAGUCAAGAAAGAAACAGCUGAAACGGAAAAGCAAACAGGAUUACGAGCAACCAUCCCUCAGCGGAACCACCAUGAGAAAUCUGUUCGUGUUGCAAGUAGAGGCAGCAUCGACCGAAUUCACACCGAACGUGUUAGUGGUGGAGACUGGAUAGGUCAUUUAGGGAUUAAUUCAUAAAUGAAUAUCUUUCUGUAUUUUGUGUUAAGCAGGAUGUUUUGUAUUCUUCUAAUUAGGGCUUGUUAAUUACUGCUAUUUCAGACUAGUUCCCAGAAACCUUCAAUUUCAAAGUAUCUCUAAGUAGAUAAUAUGUUUCACUUAUUUAUUUCACUUAUUGAGUGGAAAUCGCAGAAUUUGUGUGCAUUUAUGUAUUCAUAAAUUGAGAGGUUCGCGGGCGUGGUUUACGUUCCUAUUCUGUAAGUUUAUAUUAUAAAAU